This is a messenger RNA of Eimeria mitis, 1488 nucleotides long. RefSeq names its product U5snrp Brr2 SFII RNA helicase (sec63 and the second part of the RNA), related. The coding region runs from base 1 to 1488 and encodes 495 amino acids. NCBI's taxonomy places the organism in Eukaryota, Apicomplexa, Conoidasida, Eucoccidiorida, Eimeriidae. The record is from RefSeq and is a predicted model, not a curated record. The transcript is spliced from 4 exons.
AUGGCGGAGGCAUUUGAGCGCUUCAAGCGCUUUGAAUACAGACAAAACAGUAACCUUGUGUUACAACGCGACCCCUACCUGACGGGAGCCCCAGGUGGGGCUCACCAGGGGGAGCCCACAGGCGAGCCUGAGACCCUUGCCGGGAGGAAGCUGUACCCGAUGGGUGACAAGGCAGAGCGUGGGCUAAAAAAGGAAGAAAAGGAGAAGAUUGGAAAGAGAAGGAACAAGAUGAAAGAGGGGGGACUCGCUAAAAGAAGCAAACUGGACAUUAAGAAGGGCGCAACAGUGCUUGAUGCAGACGUGACAGAGAACUUUUUCUACCGGCCGACCACUCGAAUCACCAACCAGAUCUACGAACAGAUGCUCGUGCUUCUACAGCAGCAGUUGGGAGACCAGCCAGACGAAGUCCUUCGUGGCGCCGCCGAUGAGGUGCUCCAGGUUUUAAAGGAGGACGGGCUAAAAGAGGGGGAGAGAAAGCGAGGUAUAGAAGGAGUUCUGGGGCCCAUUACCCAAGAAAGAUUCACGAAACUCUUUCAGCUUUCCAAAAGUAUCACGGACUUUAUGGGCGCAGAUCAAGACAGAGAUGAAGGAGCGGAACCUGACACGACGGCAGGAGUCGCGGUGGUGUUUGAUGAGGAAGAUGAGGCAGAGGAUGACUACGGCUAUUCGGAUAUGGAGGCCGAGGGUGAAGACGAUGACGAUGAAGAGACGGAAGAACAAGAAGAGAAAGAAAGGACAUAUUUAGCUGCCAAGAACCUUGAUGAGGAGGAGAUGGACAACGAAGAGUCGGCAUACUCUGUAGAUGUAUCGAAGAUUGAUCCUCACUGGCUCCAGCGCGAGCUGAACGCAGUCUUCUCUGACCCGAAUCAGGCUGUAGCGACAGAGAAAGAGAUCCUGUCUAUUCUUCCUAUCCCAGACAUUCAAGAAUGUGAAAACAAGUUGGUUCUGAUUUUGAAAUACGAAAACUUCGAACUCGCCAAAAAGAUCCUCAAAAACCGAUGGAAAUUGUUCUACUGCAUUCGGUUGGGGCAAGCGCAGACUACAGAAGAGAAGGAAGGUAUUCGGGAGGAGAUGAAAAAUACCCAAGAAGGACAAGAAGUCCUUGAGCUGCUCGAUGCACUCACCUCACGCCGCAAUAAAGAAAAAGAGGUCACUCUAAAUGUCCGGAAAGAGGCAGCAACGCUUGCCGCCAAGGCUCAGGCGCGUGACGCGUCGCUUCGAGCUGCAGAGGCCGACGACGACUCAAGUGCUUUGGGAGGAGGGGCCCAUGGCACGCCGGGAGGGCCCGGGGGCCCCAGUAGCCAAGCUGCCCAGCGGAAGCCCACUGGAUCUGUUGACUUGCAAAGCAUUGCGUUUCAACAGGGCAGCCAUUUAAUGGCGAAUGCAAAGGUCAAGCUACCAGAUGGAACUCAGAGAAUCGAGACGAAGGUCAGCUUCAAUCCACGUGCUGCUCCGAUACACGAGACACUGCCUGCGCACGAGUCAUAG